Messenger RNA from Colletotrichum orchidophilum, 1302 nucleotides. RefSeq lists its product as uncharacterized. Lineage: Eukaryota; Fungi; Ascomycota; Sordariomycetes; Glomerellales; Glomerellaceae. The transcript is spliced from 3 exons. The coding region runs from base 1 to 1302 and encodes 433 amino acids. The record is from RefSeq and is a predicted model, not a curated record.
AUGUCUCGCUACUUUCCUCAUGCGGCAUACGCAGAGGACCAGCCCCUCGCCGGCACAAUACUCACAGUCCACGUUCUGACUCGUGGCUACACCACCGGCGCCGUAAUGGGUCUCGGCGCGGCGGCAGUGGGUGGAGUCUACAGCCGGGUUCGCGGCGCGAAGCCCCUGCCAGCCGCAGCCCCGUUCCCCACAUCAACGACGACAACACUACGAACCGCUGGGGUGCACAACCUACUCCGCUCGUCAGGCACAGCCAGCGCCGUCGGCCUGGGGUUCGCGGGCGUCGCCCUGUUGGCGAGGAUGCACGGGCGCGAGGACAUUGAGUUGCGCGAUCGCGCGUGGCGGCUAAUGGAGAGCCGGAGUCAGUUGGAGACGGACGACUGGACGUAUGGCGGUGCGGCGGCGGGGCUUGCAGCGCUUGGGAUCGCGAGAGCGGCGGCGGGGCAGGCGGUCGGUUUGAGGGUCAUUGCCGGUGCGGCUGGACUGGGGAGCGUUGCGGCUUUGCCAGUCAAGAUCGCGCAGUCCAAAGAAAUCUCCAACUGCGAGAUCUGCCAGCGAAUCUGGACCCGGAUUGAGGAGGCGUUUACCGGCGACGGAUCACACGCUUUCAUCAACAUUGACUCCUUUCAAGAGGCCCUCUCCUCUAAAUGUAGCAGACACUUGCCCAUGGUCGAGAUGUUCCACAAACGAUGCAACAAGCCGAGUCCAUUCCCCAGCCGCGAAUCAAACGACGUGGGCAUCGGGUUCCCUCGAGUAGGCGAGAUCAUGCGCGACAGGUCGAAUCUCGACUCCUUCUCGAGCCUGAUCUGCAACUACAACCAGAGGUCACCGACCUGCGACAAGGAUGCCCUUCCGAGUAUCAGCGGUUUAUUGAACGACAUCAGCCGGUACUUCUGGGGUGGUUUUCUAUAUGGAUUAACGGAAAUGUACUUUGAAGCAGCCCUCAGCUGGGAGCCGUACUGGAGCCACACCGAACUCCGACGACGGCCGCCUCCGCCCGUCCUGAUGCGAGCCAGCUCGUUCCAUGCGAUCUUCCAUUCUGGUCCUGGGUGGGAUGUGAAGACCUCGUCUCCGUCGGACGCAAUGAAGCAGGCCCGGCGAACCCGCGGGGUUGGGGUGCUGCGGCUGUACAACAAAGGAUCCACUUCUGAGCUUUCCCCAGCUAGAAGCUGUGCAAAGAAGGUCGAGCUGGUCGCCACAUGCCUCAGACGGAACUACAAAAUCACCUUUGACAAGAGGAUCUAUGGCUAUACGCGCCCCCUCACGGCCACAGAGGUCUACAUUGUGCUAUGGGUGGAGUAG